GUUGCUCGGUUGUUCCCUUCCCUUGUCCCCCAAAUCACCCCAGACCAAAUCCCACCAGCUCCUCCAUUUCCACCCUCUCCCAAACCGAUGGCCGGAGGCGGCGGCGCGGGCUCCUCGUCGGGCGGGAGGGAGGGCGACUGGGACUGCGGCGGCUGCGGCAACCGCAACUACGCCUUCCGCUCGCUCUGCAACCGCUGCAAGCAGCCGCGCCUCCUCGUCGAUCCCCACACCCCGCGUGACUCCAAGUGGCUUCCCCGCGCCGGGGACUGGAUCUGCACCGGUUGCAGUAACAAUAAUUAUGCAUCCAGAAAUAACUGCAAAAAGUGUGGCCUGCCCAAGGAGGAAGCAGCAAUGCCAGCAUUUCAAAUGGCAGGGAUGGCUAUGCCAGCGUAUGCAAAUUAUAUUGCAAGAUUACAAAGCAUUGCUGCUUCUGGCUAUAAGAUGAACUUUGGGAUGGCUGGCAAUUCACCGUUGCAGCAGCAACUACUUGCAAACGCAAACUGGUCCUAUGGCUUGGCUGGUAGAUAUGGGAUGCAAUCUUCUGGUUGGCCAUUUGGCAGCAGCAACACAAAUCAGUUUGCAGGUGUUCCAAAAGAUUGGCGUAAUGGUGACUGGCUCUGUAGCUGUGGGUUUCAUAACUAUUCAUCUCGUACUCAGUGCAAAGAGUGUAAUGCCCCUGUACCAUCAGGCAUGCCCUCCACAACAAUGAAAAAUACAACAUCAGACGCAUCUUCCACAUUACGAACUAAGCGGUUGGCAUCUGAGGAACUUGCCAAUGACUGGGAUAACAAAAGACUAAAUCCAGGAAAUGCCAGUUAUCCGCUUUCAACUGCAGGGUCAGAUAACUUAUUUUUGGGUAUUGAGCAAGGAGCUGGAAGCAGCAAUGGCCAGGCAGCUUAUUCCAAGUUUGACAAUGGGAGCUCAAUGGCAUUAGCAUCUGGGCAAGUGAUGCCUGGUCUUAUGGGAAAAGGGGCAAAAUGGCGCGAAGGAGACUGGAUGUGCAGCAACUGCAACAAUCACAAUUAUGCAUCUCGUGCAUUUUGCAACAGGUGCAAAAAUCAGAAAGAAUCUUCAGUUCACCCUGGUGUGCUAUAGCUUCUCUGCAAUGUUUUGAAGUUUUGCAAUAUUUUGAAGUUUCCAGGAUAUGUUACUGCCGGUUUGUAGCUCCCCUGCCAGGACUGUUCAGCUAGUGCUUUUCAUUCUGCAGUUUUGCUGCUCCCAAAUGUUUGCGUCUGUGUCACUAGUGUAUGUUGAAGUUCCUGAUUUAUUUAUGUUAUAAGCGCUUGAAUAAAAUGUUUCCCGAUUUUGGAAUAAUUGAAUUAGUUAUGUAAUGAAUCAAUGGUGAUAGACUUAAUGUUGUACUUUUAUCAUCUCAUGUAGUGUUGUACCAGACUGUAAUGUUGCUUCAUGUUUCCUUAUUCCAAAUUCAAAUUUCAUCAAAUGGAGAACGAUAUCCAAAUCAAUUUGGUGUAGCUUUCGGAUA
This is a messenger RNA of Phragmites australis (common reed), 1483 nucleotides long. RefSeq names its product RNA-binding protein involved in heterochromatin assembly dri1-like. The transcript has 7 exons. Lineage: Eukaryota; Viridiplantae; Streptophyta; Magnoliopsida; Poales; Poaceae. Gene Ontology annotation, cellular component: cytoplasm. Gene Ontology annotation, molecular function: mRNA binding. The coding region runs from base 88 to 1095 and encodes 335 amino acids. The record is from RefSeq and is a predicted model, not a curated record.